UAGAGGCUACAAGCAACCGCCCAUCGCCCCUUUGCUUAUGUGGCCCCGGGGACUGCAAUCCCCAGUAUCUGUGCCCUUCAUAAACCAUCUUCCUCCCUUGAGGACCCCGUAAUAAACCUAUCCAGAGCUACGGGGCAGAGAAAGAGAAAACACAGGCCCUUCCCUGCUUUUGCUCGGUCAGCUGACCGUCGUCAUGUGAGAAACCAGAGCCAAGAAGACUCGAGCAGAGGAGAGCAGCCUCUAUGGCUUCACCGAUCGGCUUGUCACUUAUUCUUUGGCUGCUGCAUCCGUGGCCCCUUCCCCAGCGGGCUGACGCCGCUCAUUAUGAGCCUACUUGGGAGUCACUGGAUUCCAGGCCGCUUCCCACGUGGUUUGACGAAGUCAAGUUUGGGAUUUUUAUCCACUGGGGUUUGUUCUCUGUGCCAAGCUUCGGCAGCGAAUGGUUUUGGUGGUAUUGGCAGAAAGAAAAGAGAGAACCUUACCUAAAAUUUAUGGAGAAAAACUACCCUCCUGGAUUUUCUUAUGAAGAUUUUGGGCCCUUGUUUACAGCAGAGUUUUUUGAUGCUGACCAGUGGGCAGACAUUUUGAAAUCUUCAGGUGCCAAAUAUGUAGUCUUGACUUCGAAACACCAUGAAGGUAAUCUGAAUAUACUUCAUUCAGAAUUCAGUAGUUUCAUUUCUUCAUUUCAGCAGAAGCAAAGUCUGGGUUUCACACUAUGGGGAUCUAAAUAUUCGUGGUCUUGGAAUGCUGUUGAUGUUGGACCAAAACGGGAUAUUGUGGCUGAGUUGGCUUCAUCCAUUAGAAACAGGACCAGGUUACACUUUGGGCUGUACCACUCACUAUUUGAAUGGUUCAAUCCUCUCUUUCUCAGUGAUGCCUCCAGAGCAUUCAAAACUAAAGAAUUUCCAACUGCUAAGUCACUCCCAGAGCUCUAUGAGAUUGUAACUUCAUACCAGCCAGAGGUUCUGUGGUCAGAUGGAGAUGGGAAUGCCCCAGAAACUUAUUGGAAUAGCACUGGAUUCCUAGCUUGGCUUUAUAAUGAGAGCCCAGUUCGGGAUACAGUUGUAACAAAUGAUCGCUGGGGAGCUGGCACUAUCUGUAAACAUGGAGGAUAUUACACUUGUUCAGAUCGCUACAAUCCAGGACAUCUGUUGCCUCAUAAGUGGGAAAACUGCAUGACAAUUGACAAAUAUUCAUGGGGGUUCAGGAGGAAUGCAGAGCUGAGCGAUUAUCUCACAAUUGAAGAGCUUGUAAAGCAACUUGUAGAAACUGUGUCCUGUGGAGGAAACCUCUUGAUGAACAUUGGACCUACCCAUGAUGGUUACAUUCCUGUUAUUUUUCAAGAGCGCCUGACACAAAUGGGGAAAUGGCUGUCAGUGAAUGGGGAAGCCAUUUUCAGUACUAUACCUUGGAGAGCACAGAAUGACAGUGUUACACCAGGAGUAUGGUACACUUUCAAACCAAAAGAAAAUAUCCUGUAUGCCAUUUUCCUUAACUGGCCAUCUUCUGAAUUUCUUGUACUUGGAGAGCCAAAAGGUAUUGCUGAGAUGACAGAGGUAAAAAUGGUUGGAUAUGAAGAACCACUGAAAUGGACCUCAGGAGAAAAGGGAAUGAUAGUGGCUCUACCUCAAUUACCCUUUAGUAAAUUGCCCUGUGAAUGGGGUUGGACACUACAGCUGACCGGUGCAAAUUAGUAGCAAACAUCCCUUACUUUUUGGACUUUGGUCAUAGCACUUUGUUCAAUAAUCAGAUGGAGUUAUUUUUGAAGGGAAUGUGGGUAUGCACACACACUGAUCCUGUUCAUUUAGUUUUUCUAGUGCCAUGUCAAAUAAGGCCCUAUCAACAGGAGGUCAUGUCAGAAAAAAGGAGAGUGUAUACAAUUUGAAGCUACGGUAUUUCAGAAAUUCAUAAAAGGUGCUAAAUUAAAACUACUAGGCUAAAGUCAUAGAGUUUGAGAGAAUCCUAGCCAGAGACAAUCUGAAGUACAGCCCUCCACCUAAUCUUUUAAGCCUUUCUCUUAGCAUACUGAAUCUGAACAGCAACAUUUUAAAGCAAGCUUUCAUCCAGCUAGAGUAAACCACAAUUGUUACUGUUCCAAGUAAAGAGACAUUAAUUCUGACUAGUCAGUUGUUUAACUGAGACUGAUGGAUAAAUUAGAUGUAACAGUGUCCAAAGGCACGACAGGGGCAUGCUGCUGCAAUUUUAAAGAGAUUUAAAAAUACCACAAGGGUUUAAUCCUGAUCAGGUCUGCAGCAUGUGGGCUAAGGUGCUCUUAUUCCCUCCACACAGCCAUUGGGCAGUGGUGGGAACACACAGAGAAGACCACUUCUGCAUGCUAUGCUGCAGGCCCUACCAUUUUUACAUUUCUUUAAAAUCUUGACUGACAGUGAAUGGUCUACAGCUAAUGUUAAUGGGCAGUUAACUAUUAGGGUGCUCUCCCAGGGGGAUGUUUAUUGAUUUUUAAAUACCCUGAUAAUCCUAUUUAAAUGUUAGUGGUACAGUUAUAUCUACCUGGAACACUUUUCCACAAUUGGUUUAUCUAUAAUCAGCUACAGGAAAGUUUUGAAAUAAGUCACUGUGGUAUCCAGGUUGGGUUACAUUUUGCUUUCCAUUCAAACUUCUACAGCUGUGUGUUGAUGACAUAAUAGAAAAAAGUCUUAGGUGAAGAACAGGCAUAGGACUGGAAACACACACAACCCCCAUCCCCCAAUUAUAUUAUUAACCAGUCUGGCAUAGAACUAUUUUUUUAAACUGAGCUGUAAUAAAUUCUUCUAAUUCUUCUAAACAUAGCAGGCACAAGAUUAGGAGGUUAUGAUUUCUUUCACUGUGGGAUAAUAAUUAUUUAACAGCAACAAGAAGACUAAAAUGCAUUGACUGUUUCAUGUUAAUGUAUUGAAUAGAUUUAAAAAACCUUUUAAAACCAAAUGAAAAGCCAGUUACUUUCCCCUUAUCAAAACUGUAUGAAUAACAUUGACAUAUAGACAUUCUCCUGUAUUUUGACAAUUACUGUACACGAUGGUAGUUAAAAUAUUUUACUGUGAUAACUGGUAUUUUGUAGGGCUUCCAUUAAUACAAAUUAAAAAUAUUUACAAAUGAAUGUAUACAGCAAUAGCUGUUUACCAGCAGUGUAAACAGUAUUCUAUUCCCAAGUCUGAAACGUCUGAGCAAGAACUUAAAGAUUAGUUUGUUCUUGUACCUGACCUCCAAGCUAGAGAACUUAAAGCGCAGAAACCGAAGUGCCCUUGCUGUUUUUGCAUUCUUAGACUGAGCAGAGAGGCCAAUGGAACUAAAGUCAUCUUCUUGUAGCCCUUCUAAGCAGAGAUCAUUGUGGAGAAAGAGACAAAGGAAAGUGUGGCCUUGUUUAACAGCUGCUGGGUGCCGAGAGAUGCUCCACCUAGACGCCAUCUAAUGCAUUCAUCUACAAUUGAGAGGACUGAAGCAGAGUAUACAUACAGGUUGCUGCAUACUUAUCCCCUUCAGUCUUGUUCUUUCCCUUCCCUACUAUUUAACUGCAGUCUCUGCCUCAGCAAAUCCAUGAGUAUAAAACUGUUUCCCCAAGCUAAAUGAUCUCAUUACUUUAAAUUAUUUCUAGAAAAGAAAAAAACCUUCUCCCUAUCUGAGUUUAUUAAGAAAUCAAACAGCAAGUUCUGGCUUCUAUUUUUCUUGCAGCCUGCAGAAUUUUAAGAACCGAGGUUCAUCUAUCAGGAUAUUUGAUUGCACUGAGUUUUUCUGUAAACAAAUUGUUCAUAACUAAGACUGCCUUGGUGCAAAGGCUUAUAUAGCAUGAUUUUUUCCCCUCCACUACUUCAAAUCAGGGUUUGAAAUCUGUUCCAAUAUAAAAAGGAAAAGUUGUAUUUCUCUACAUUAUCUUGUAGUCUGUGAUCCUGCACCAUUGUUACAUUCACAAGAUUUCUUAUUAAAUGAAGCGUUAAUGUGGAGUGGCCACUAAGAAUACA
Molecule: messenger RNA, 3956 nt
Organism: Sphaerodactylus townsendi
Lineage: Eukaryota; Metazoa; Chordata; Lepidosauria; Squamata; Sphaerodactylidae
Gene: FUCA2
Product: alpha-L-fucosidase 2
Exons: 7
Coding region: 243-1694 (483 amino acids)
Biological process (GO): fucose metabolic process; glycoside catabolic process
Cellular component (GO): lysosome
Molecular function (GO): alpha-L-fucosidase activity
Source: RefSeq, a predicted model, not a curated record